Messenger RNA from Vigna unguiculata (cowpea), 2077 nucleotides. RefSeq names its product ran guanine nucleotide release factor, putative (Mog1/PsbP/DUF1795-like photosystem II reaction center PsbP family protein). NCBI's taxonomy places the organism in Eukaryota, Viridiplantae, Streptophyta, Magnoliopsida, Fabales, Fabaceae. The record is from RefSeq and is a predicted model, not a curated record. Gene Ontology annotation, cellular component: nucleus. Gene Ontology annotation, biological process: protein import into nucleus. Gene Ontology annotation, molecular function: small GTPase binding; guanyl-nucleotide exchange factor activity.
AGGAGUAACCUCAUCAAGGUGUUCCAGCACUAAUGCCCGUGCCUGCCGCAAGUCCUCCAUGUUUUCUCCAUAGCACCGGCAACACCGCCGCCGCAACCACCUGUCCUUCCUCUUCGAUUUUCUUCUCCCGCACUAGAACCCUUUUUCCUCCUUCUCGUUUCUCUCUUGUCAUCUAUGGUUUCCAGCAUUGUGAUUUUUUCGGCUCUUUGCGAGAGUGAUGAUGUGAGUGGCUGAUGUUCAGUGGUGGGAAUAUAUGAUUUUAGGGGUGCAGAAAGAAACAAUGGGGGUGCAGGAAGAAAAGGCCAGCAGUAACCCAUUCCUAUCAGGUCCACAAAACCGAGCUCAGUCCGAGGCAGCCAAACCCAAUACACGCUCGUCCACCCCUCUGUGUCUCGCUCUCUCACUCCACACAGGUCUCUCUCCAAAACACGCUGAUCUAACUCUCACAUUCUCUCAACAACACUAACUCACUCGUCAAGCCACUCUCACAUUCUCUCAACAACACUAACUCACUCGUCAAGCCACAACACACUGCCUCAUGCCGGCGCCAAAGACGCAACGGCUUCGACCUGUGACGGCCUCGGCCCGACUUUCUCUUGGUAGGUUAUUGUGUUGAUUCCUUGACCCAGAGCGGGUUUAUCUGGGUUAACAACCCACCAAACCUUGGUGGACCGAAACGGGUUCAAUGCUUACAGCUUCAGUUCAGGUGGGCCGGUUCAGCCCGUUUAGAGGGUGGGCCAAAAUGGGCCGCACUGCAUAAACCUACACUAGGUAGCAGUGUCAGAAGAACAAACUAGAGCUUCUGCUUCUGCUGCUGCUUCUUCUCACGUAGUUUGAUUCCUCCCAGUGUUGUGGUGGAGUUGCUGUCCCUGUUCUUUUGAUCGGUGCAAAAAUGCCACCAGAUAUUACUUACCAGCACCCUUUGUUUGGUGGCAAAAUAUCUUGCACGUUCCCCAACAGGUUCCAGGAUGUCAGCGACAUUCGUGAAGUCCCUGAUCAUCAGGAGGUGUUCGCCGACCCGAACCGAGACGAAAGCUUGAUCAUUGAGCUUUUAGAAUUCAAGUCUGACGUUGCUGAUAACGAGAGUGCUGUUUGGUUUCUUCACGACCUUGCUAGUGAAGAGGAUGCUGAAGGAACUCUGGUUAUUGAGCAGUCAGGAGUUCUGGAAGCACCUGGUGUGACGUACUACAAUACUCCUGCAGUUGUAACAACUGCAGUGGGUCAGAUGGCAAUAUCCAAAGGUCGGCAAGGAAGGGAAGCACAAAAUAUUGUGAAAGUUUAUUUGGCAAAUUUGCGUCUUAAAGAAGUUGAUACCGAUGUUCUUAUCACUGCAUACGAGCCAAUUGUUAUAAACCCUUUGAGCGAAAGCGCAGUCACAGUUGGUGCUGGUGUAGCCGUUCCAGCUGCUCAAGUUGGAUGUACGCCCAUGGAUGAGGUCUUUAAACUGGCUGUUACAAGCUUCAGGGUUCUUGACUGGAGUCUUUUUUGAUGCAAGACCCUAGGUAUGCCCGGAGCAAGUUUUUGCUAAACUGUGUGGAGCCAGGCUUUAAAGUUUUUAUUUUAGUGAAAUUUGGGAAAGGUGCAAAUGCCAUUUUUAUCACUGUAUAUCCCUCAUGUGUUUUUUCUUUGGUCCGUAAGUACUCCAAUUUUUUGGCAUUUGGUCAUGUUUCAUGAUUUCACAUAGUUAACUUCGGAUUGUCACUUGUAACUGGAUAGAAUAAUGUGUUUGGAAAUGUCAGUGACUUUUCCCUUUAAGGAGGUGAUAGAUUGGAGUUUGUAAUAAUGGUUAACGUUACUUUAGAUGUUGCUUUAUACCCAGCAACCUGGGACAGGAACAACGUGCCUCCUGGAAGCACUGUGAUUGCAGCACAAAAGGGCCAUAGCCACCAGCUUGUACGUGGUAGGGUUAUCUAUUAUUGAGUUUUGGUGGGCAAAGUAGCUAUGGACAAAAUGAUGAAACACUUGAAGAGAGACUUGUAGACAAGCUUUGCCUACUAUAGACUUUCAAAUCAAUAGGUGACAGACAUGUUUCGUGUUAGAGAUGAACUUGCAUUUAAAAAUGUCUUUUUACAAGUCA